AUGGGAGAUUACAUUAAUCUCGAGAAAACGGGACCAAAUGCUAACGACAUCAAUGUGCAUCUUGGAUACAUAAAAGGCUUAAAAGGAAAUCCAGUUUGGCAGAUUGCUUUAAUGCCAUAUCUAGGAUUGGAGAGUGUAACACAAGAAGUGGCCAACAGUAUUGCACAAAGUAUGUUACGGAUUAAUCAGCAAGGUAUCACUGUUUGGUUAAGAUUUGCACAUGAGAUGAAUGGUGAUUGGUAUAAAUGGGGUAUGCAACCAGAAUUAUUUUUGGAGAAAUGGAAAAUGGUUUGGGAAGCUAUCAAGUCGGUCACAUCUAGUACUUACAUGCUAUGGGCUCCAAACUCGUUAUUCGGCGGCUUGAACGAUGUUAAAGGAGGUUACACACAGUACUGGCCAGGUGCUCAAUACGUUGAUAUGCUUGGUCUUUCGUUCUACCACUAUGGAGACUUAUAUUCUACUCCUAAUAAUUUACCAAUCGUCUUAUCCGAAACUGGAGCAUCUUAUACAGUUUCACUUCAAACUAAUGAACCGGCUCCAGGUGGUGCUUCUGAACAUGAUAUGAAGUUUGGAUGGUUACAACAACUUUUAGCUAAUAAUUUACGUACUGAUGUUCCUAAUUUUAAAGCAUUUUCUUGGUUUGAGAUUAAGAAAAAUGAGAAUGCUUCUGGUGGUUCGGCUAUCAAAUCUGAAGAUUUCCGAUUAUUAAUGGGAAAUCAAGAUUUAAGUAAAUCAGCCGUAACUUAUCUCUCUUCUUGA
This is a messenger RNA of Melampsora larici-populina 98AG31, 759 nucleotides long. RefSeq names its product family 26 glycoside hydrolase. The transcript is spliced from 11 exons. Gene Ontology annotation, molecular function: mannan endo-1,4-beta-mannosidase activity. Gene Ontology annotation, biological process: substituted mannan metabolic process. The record is from RefSeq and is a predicted model, not a curated record. Lineage: Eukaryota; Fungi; Basidiomycota; Pucciniomycetes; Pucciniales; Melampsoraceae. The coding region runs from base 1 to 759 and encodes 252 amino acids.